GCUAGAGAGCGGAGAUACAUGAUGAUGUCAACACGGCUGUGAUCCUUUCGGUCUGACAAACGCAAGGCCUUUUUAACCCAUCGAUUCCUUGAUAUAAAUAGUAAUGGUCCGGUGGGAUUGUACAAGUAAUGUUCUGCUUGAUCUCAGAAGUGGUCGUUGUGUCGGGUCUGUCCUAAGGCGCAUUGCAGCGUUGCUCAAGGACUAGUGAUCAUCUGCAGCAUCCGGAGGAGUCCAGAUCCUACUGGCUGUUUGACCGGAGAUCAAGAGACAUGGAGAAUCUGAGCCACAUCUCUCCUUAUCUACACUUCUGAGCUGUGUUUGAGGCAGAGGACCAUGCUCUGCUCAGAGCGUGGCGUGGUGGAGGAAUGGCUCUCAGAGUUCAAGAUGUUACCUGACGAUCAAAUCCGCAGCUAUUCUGGCAGCCUGCGUCUGAAGAAAGCUCUUGUACCUGCUCUCUACACUGUUAUUCAGGAGCAGCCCAGCAGUGAGCUGCUGGCUCCGGUGUGUCAUCAGUUGUUUGAGUUGUACCGGAGCUCAGAGGAAGGUUUGCGUCGGUUUACUCUGCAGUUCCUGCCUGAGCUCAUCUGGGUGUUCUUGCGGCAUUCUGCCAGCAGAGAGCGCUACCGCAAUGGCUGCGUGGAGGCCCUGUUACUGGGGAUCUAUAACCUGGAAAUUGUGGACAGUAAAGGAAAUGGAAAGCUGCUGUCAUUCACCAUACCGUCUCUCUCCAAGCCUUCAAUAUACCAUGAGCCAUCCAGCCUGGGGUCCAUGGCGUUAACCGAGGGAGCCCUGAACCAGCAUGACCUCAUCCGGGUGGUGUACAGCGGCCUGCUAUCUCAGAGAGAGACAUUAACCUCACAAAAUAGGUUUGAGGUGCUGUCUUUUCUGAUGCUCUGCUACAACUCAGCUGUGGUCUUUAUGCCUGCGUCCUCCCACCAAUCGGUUUGCAGAAUGAGCACACGACUGUGUGUGAGCGGUUACCCGCGGCAGCAGCAGAAGUCGUGGAAGGAGCCGUGUAACCGUGUACGACUGGAGUCAGAGUUUAUGGUGCAGAUGCUGACUGCUGUUUACCACGCCAUUUAUAAUGGGCAGUGGGACCUGGGGAGGGAAGCUUUGGAUGACAUCCUCUACCGAGCACAGCUAGACCUCCAUGCCCAGCCAUUACUGGUGGCAAAUGCAAUUAGUCGCUCACUUCCGUCCCGUCCUCCGGAGGGUUCGCGGAACCUUUUGGAGGUGGAAGUAACGCCUGCCGGGAGAUGCGUCUCACAGGCAGCUGUCACUACCGCCUCCAUUCGUCGUCUCCGCUGGAAACGAGAGGAUUGUUUUGAUUUCUCAACCACGACUGAAUUCUACGCCUCCAUCACCCCCAACCGAUACACCCCGCUGGAGAGACCAGACAAUCCUGUGGCACACGGGCGGAUAAAGUGCACCAUUCACCUAACCUUGCAAGGGGAUGCCGAUGGCGUGAGCUGUGGAGAGGACUCUUUUGACCCAGAUGAAGGGUUUUCCUCUGGGGCUUCCAGCAGCAGCCAGCCCAGCAGCGUGAAACGAGACUGGGUCAUUACGGGCGUUCGACCUUUCCGAGAUCCGGGAGCCAGGCAGAGGGAGAGCACUUCGGCCGACACCAGAGCCGCCCUUCGAAGCCUCCACCAACGGCACCAGUCCCCUCCCCCUGCCAUCAGCCUCCGUACUGUAGAAAGCAGUCGCAGCCCGAGUCCCAGUGCUCCCAGAUGCUUUCUGGAUCCACAUUACAUCCCUCCCUUCGCUGGUGAGCCACCUAAAACCAGCAGCACGUCGUCUUGCAAGUCUCUUGACUGUACCGGCCUAAACGGCUCAUCGGGACCUACAGAUAGCCUGUCGCUGGGAAGCCUCAGUGCAGACAGGGCACAUUAUCUGUCAACCAUCAGCUUGCAGGAUGAACGACUAGGGCGAGCGACGCGGAGCCAGGAUCUCCUGUCCCCCAGGAGUCCGUUCUCCUCUGGAAGCCCACUGUCCAAACAGUCUCGAUCACCCAGUUUUAAUAUGCAGAUUAUAUCACAGGUGUAGAAUGAUUUUGCUGUGUGUGUGUAUGAGGAUAUGGAUGUUUAUUUCUGCCGUGGAAUCAAAUAAAUAAAUAAAGGUAAUUAUGACUUUUUAUCUCAUAAUUCUGACCAUGUUUCUUAAAAUUCUGAUGCAAUAUCUGACAAUUCAUAUUUUUAUCACAUAGUUUUGUUUAUAUCUCACAAUUCCGAUUUUUUUUUUCUAUAUAUAAACUCAGAUAUGAUAUAUAAAUUCACAGCUCUGAGAAACAUUUUUUGUGAGAUAACUAGCAAGAUAUCUUGUGAGAUAUACACUUGUAAUAGAGGAAAAAGGUCAGAAUUGUGAGAUAAAAUCACAAUUAACUUUUAUUUUUAUUUCAUGAUGUAAAAAAGACUUUUGAGGAAAAAUUUUGAUUUUCAAGAU
Sinocyclocheilus grahami is the source of this 2442-nucleotide messenger RNA. RefSeq names its product protein FAM126B-like. Gene Ontology annotation, biological process: protein localization to plasma membrane; phosphatidylinositol phosphate biosynthetic process. The coding region runs from base 334 to 2046 and encodes 570 amino acids. The transcript has 13 exons. The record is from RefSeq and is a predicted model, not a curated record. Gene Ontology annotation, cellular component: plasma membrane. Lineage: Eukaryota; Metazoa; Chordata; Actinopteri; Cypriniformes; Cyprinidae.